AUGUCGGAGCCUUGCGAGGCCUCAGAAGCCGAGGAAGAUGAUACAGAGGUGUUCACAGAGCCUGACGAAAGUGCCCGCCAGAUGAUGUUGCGACAAAAAGCACCUCUCGACCAGACAAUCUCGGCAAUGGAGGGCCGCUGUGAAGAGCUGCCGCCGCAGAUGCGAGGUGGCAAGCGUGUCACCGGACAGAGGCAGCACAAGCCGAAGCGGAGCAAAGAGUUUACAAUGGAGUGUUCCUUGCACGGUCAAGAGAACAAGCAAGAGUUCAUGAUCCCGCAAGCGGCGUUCAGGAGGCUCUUCAAGGAGACUGCCGAAACCGUGACCGCUGCCUUAGAGGCAGAUUUGGAGCAGAUGGCUUUGCUUCCUGAAGAGAAGAAAAAAAAAGGACGAGGACGGCCCCGCAAAGAGCGAUGCCUGACGGUUCCGCAAUUCCCCAAGAGUGCGACCCGCAUCGCGCAGUACAUGGCCGAGGACUUUCUGCAAGCCAGGUUCUCCGACGCGAGUCGCCUCGCCCAGCACUCAAAACGAGAGACGACCAUGUUGCGAGACCUCAAGCUGGCAGGGGAGCUACGUGCUGGUGCGCUGGAGAAGCGCAGAGAAGACAACGAGUUCCGUGUUUACCAGUCGGUUCUGGCAGAGCGAAGGCGGCGGUGA
Messenger RNA from Symbiodinium sp. CCMP2592, 654 nucleotides. The record is from the annotation of a GenBank genome assembly. Lineage: Eukaryota; Dinophyceae; Suessiales; Symbiodiniaceae.